AAAAACCCUAACCUCCCUGCAACUAAAACCGCCAUUCGAAGCUCUGUUACUCGUUGCCGCCUCAAGAAAAAUUAUGUUGAAAAUAAAAACUCCCAAGAAAGGCAGAGUGAAGCGUGAGCUUGAGAAACGUGCUCCAAAGCUUGUUGAAACUGGGAAGAAGACGCUUUUACUGCAAGGUACAAAGACGAGUAACACUCUAAAUGCUGUAUUAACGGAGCUUUAUCUUCUGAAGAAAGGAAGUGCAGUGAGAUAUACCCGAAAGAAUGAGAACAUUAGACCGUUUGAAAGUGGUGGGGAAACUUCUUUGGAGUUCUUUUCCCUCAAAACUGAUUGCAGCAUCUUCGUUUAUGGUUCAACCUCAAAGAAGCGGCCUGACAAUCUUGUUAUAGGACGAACUUAUGAUCACCACAUCUAUGACCUUGUGGAGGUUGGGGUUGAAAACUUUAAACCCAUGAACUCAUUUACAUUUGAUAAGAAACUAGCUCCGCAGGUGGGGUCAAAACCCUUCGUUUGUUUUAUUGGAGAAGGGUUUGAAAGUGUGGAAGAGCUAAAGCAUUUGAAGGAUGUUUUGGUUGAUCUUUUGCGUGGGGAGGUCAUUGAGAACUUAAAUCUUGCUGGGGUGGACCGUGCUUAUGUAUGUACAGCAUCAUCUUCAAAUAGGGUAUUUUUUACUCACUGUGCCCUGCGGCUAAAAAAGUCGGGUACGAUUGUCCCAAGAAUGGAACUGGUAGAAAUAGGCCCCUCCAUGGAUUUGAUUGUUCGUCGGCAUCGUCUUCCUAAUGAUAGUCUACGUAAAGAAGCCAUGAAAACAGCUAAAGAUCAGCCUAAGAAGAAGGUGAAAAAUGUUAGUCACGAUUCAAUACAAGGAAAGAUCGGAAAGAUUUAUAUUCCCGACCAGAAGCUUGGAGAUAUGGCAUUACCAAACAAAUCAAAAGGAGUAAAAAGAGAGCGUCGUGAGGGAAAAAGGAAAAAUGAUCCUAAUGAGCAUGCAUCAAAAAAGCAGAAGGAAGAUUCUAUGUAAUUCUUUUGACACCAUUGCAAUGUUAACUUUUUAUGCUGUAAUUUUGCCUUAGCCAAUGCAAUUUUAUUUUAAGUCAAAGGGUGAAGUAGAUAUAAGAGGGCAUGAGAUAUUUUUUCAUGCCCAUAAUUUAUAGAUCACUUGCAUAUGAAAUUUAUUCAGGAAAUUUUGUAGCAUGAAUUAUUAUUGAGCAAUUUAGUGGUUUUUUUUU
Molecule: messenger RNA, 1229 nt
Organism: Pistacia vera
Lineage: Eukaryota; Viridiplantae; Streptophyta; Magnoliopsida; Sapindales; Anacardiaceae
Product: ribosome production factor 2 homolog
Exons: 7
Coding region: 74-1021 (315 amino acids)
Biological process (GO): ribosomal large subunit assembly; maturation of LSU-rRNA from tricistronic rRNA transcript (SSU-rRNA, 5.8S rRNA, LSU-rRNA)
Cellular component (GO): nucleolus
Molecular function (GO): rRNA binding
Source: RefSeq, a predicted model, not a curated record